Protomyces lactucae-debilis is the source of this 1731-nucleotide messenger RNA. RefSeq lists its product as uncharacterized. The transcript has a single exon. NCBI's taxonomy places the organism in Eukaryota, Fungi, Ascomycota, Taphrinomycetes, Taphrinales, Protomycetaceae. The record is from RefSeq and is a predicted model, not a curated record. Bases 1 to 1731 code for a protein of 576 amino acids.
AUGUUUGAGCGCGACAGGUCAAAGUCCGCAUGGCGACCCUCCUCCUACUUCUCACAAUCCCUCGAGGAUCGCCUCGAACCCUUUCUCGGUCAGCGCAUUUCCCGCAAAGCACGUCUACUCUUCUUCGACCUGACCCUCUUUCUUGGCCUUUUCAUCGUGCUUCAUGCUGCAUUGUGGGGAGGUGAUAUUGAGAUGAAGCUGCCGGAUUCUUUCAAAGACGUCGUAGCAGCGCCGAAGCAGCCGCAGGCGGGUAGUCAGGCUUGGCAGACCCGUUUCACCACACAACAGCUCACUGCGUUCGAGCCACAAGGCGAAUGGGACCCUUCUUCCAUCCAACGACUUUGUCGAUCAACACAACAGAUCCCUGGCCUAUACUUUGGCUGUGUCACCGAGGACACCCAGUACUGGGAGUCUCGCAACAUGAUCCUCCUCUGUCUACGGUAUGCACUUCAGAUGGGCGGUAGUGUGGUGAUGCCGCGUAUUCGAUACCAGUCAGAGCUCGGCCCUCUCUCAAGCUACUUCGAUUUGACUGUCUUUCGAAAGCGAAUCAGCCAAGCGUGCCCACAGAUGCAAUUUGUUGAAACGAAGCAGCAGAUUCCAAACUAUGAUGCAUUGACGACGACUCCGGGUCGUCUCGAUCCCUACGACUUACCAGGGCUCCGCAAUGUUCCUGGUAUACAAGAACAUGCCAUGGGUAAUUUGUACAGCUUUCAAGCGGCCAUUCGUGAUUAUAUGCAAAGCAAGGUUGAUCGACAACCAACAGAAACAAUGCCCGUCUUUAUCAAUCUAUUCACCGUUCAUUGGGGUUGGCCCGCGUUAUACGAUACAGUUGACUUCUGGUCCAAUUGGGGUCGCUUGCUCAUUCCAGCACGAGAUUACCGGUCCCUUGCAGCACAUGUAUAUGACAGUAUGAAACACUCGACGCCACACUUGACGACACUCCCAGGAGAGAAUACGACGUCACCGAGUUACCUCUCACUUGUACUGGUCCAUGAUGAAACGGCAGUUCAGCAAAUGAGAGGGAUUCUCAGCCAGCCAGAAGUCAAAGCACUCGAUACCAGAGCCAUUUACCUGGCAACGCGCGAUCAUGAUGGCGAAGUUGUCAGAGCUGAAAUGACAGAAGCCAUCAAACUCGCCCAAGAGCAAGGGUAUCAUGUCGAGACGCGCAUCUCACUCAUGCAUUCACCGGAUCAAUCACCCGCGAUAGAGCAUGUCACCGAGUCCGGUGUCAGAGUCACAAGUACGGGUCGAGCCACGAGUAACCCAAGAGACAGAGAAGCCUUUGCAGCCAUCAAGAAAUUGCGGUUUGAUCGAGGUGAGAUUAUUGAUUGGAUCAUGCAUCUACGCUCAACCUUAUUUGUGUCUGUUUUGGUGGCCGACUCGACACAUGCGUAUGCACGCAGUGUUGCAGUCUCAAGACAUGCGUGGGCUUGUCCUGAUAUAGUUGGCGCAUUGACACCGACUGCCAAGGUCGAGUUGGCGCGGUUCUUGAUAUUGUCCAACAUUACACUUGCGCAAUACAUCACAGCACAAGCAUCAGGCAAGGUUGUCGUUGGCGAGAACCCAAUCUCCAUUGAGGCUGAAGUCAGUGCUGAGCAACAAAAGGAAGCAAGCUGGCGUGCCAAGUAUGAAAUGGAUCCGUACUUUCGAAGCAGCCAGGACCGAGAUGGAAGGUCGGUCCUCCUCAGAGAUGAUCGAAAUGAAUACUUGUACAGUCAGAUGUGGCCAUAA